This is a messenger RNA of Capra hircus (goat), 1747 nucleotides long. It is a transcript of the gene ATP6V1E2, whose product is annotated as ATPase H+ transporting V1 subunit E2. The record is from RefSeq and is a predicted model, not a curated record. Gene Ontology annotation, biological process: proton transmembrane transport. NCBI's taxonomy places the organism in Eukaryota, Metazoa, Chordata, Mammalia, Artiodactyla, Bovidae. The coding region runs from base 365 to 1339 and encodes 324 amino acids. Gene Ontology annotation, molecular function: proton-transporting ATPase activity, rotational mechanism. The transcript has 4 exons. Gene Ontology annotation, cellular component: proton-transporting two-sector ATPase complex, catalytic domain.
CGCUGGGCCCCGGAGGAGGGCGGGCCCAGGCGCCUCCCCCGAUUGCGGGCAGCCAGCCUCGCGCCCCCGCCCGCCCGCCGGCUCCAGCGCCCCGCGCCCCGCCCGCAGCCGCCGCUCUGCCCUGCCGGCUCACCCUAGCUUGGCUCCGCGCGGGGGCUGCGGGGAGGGGGCGUGGAGGAGGAGCCGAGGAGCCGCGUAGCUGGGAGGAAGCAUUCAGGUUCUGGGAACACACCGUGGGAAAUGCUCAGUUAGUUAUGUACUCACGCCAUGCUUCCGAGGCCUCAACUCUCAAAUCCCAAAUCUGAUUUCCAUUGUCCUGAAAGACAUCCUGGCUUUUCAGAAGUUCCUUGUGGAGUCCCACUGGAUGUCUCACCAGACCCCUCCAUCAUGUUUGAGUGUUGACCCUUUGCCCAGAGGACCACUCCUACUGCAGUCUGCAGCCACUCAGCCUGUGUCCUCUGCUUGCUCUUUUUCCUUCCUACGUUGGGUCCUGGUACCUUCUACGUUUCUGAGCCAGAGACCUUCUGGAAACCCCAAGGCAUUGCUUCAAGUCAGCUCAGAAAGUGGAGUUCCGGAAACAUACCUGAAAUUCUGCCCUAAGUCAGAGGAACCAGAGGGUCCACCAGUUCUUCCUCUGCCUCUCUUUCCAGGAGCAGCCAUGGCCCUGAGUGAUGUCGAUGUGCAAAAGCAGAUUAAGCACAUGAUGGCUUUCAUUGAGCAGGAAGCUAAUGAGAAGGCCGAAGAAAUAGAUGCCAAGGCUGAGGAAGAGUUCAACAUUGAGAAAGGACGCCUUGUGCAAACCCAGCGACUGAAGAUUAUGGAGUAUUAUGAGAAGAAAGAGAAGCAGAUAGAGCAGCAGAAGAAAAUCCAGAUGUCUACCAUGAGGAAUCAGGCAAGGCUGAAAGUCCUGAGAGCCCGAAACGACCUCAUCUCAGAGUUGCUGAAUGAUGCAAAGCUGAGACUCAGCCGGAUCGUCACAGACCCAAAAUUUUACCAGGGGCUGCUGGAUAAACUAGUGCUCCAGGGUCUGCUACGACUGCUGGAGCCUGUGGUGAUUGUACGCUGCAGGCCACAGGACCACCUCCUGGUGGAGGCUGCAGUGCAAAGAGCCAUCCCCCAGUACACCUCAGUCUCCCACAGAUGUGUGGAAGUUCAAAUUGACAAAGAGGUGCAACUGGCUGCAGACACAACUGGAGGUGUGGAGGUCUACAGUAGCGAUCAGAGAAUAAUGGUUUCUAAUACUCUGGAAAGUCGACUGGAUCUCUUAUCUCAGCAAAAGAUGCCAGAAAUACGAAAGGCCUUGUUUGGAGCCAAUGCCAACAGGAAGUUUUUUGUAUAAGCCUCUGGAAAGUGAAGCUCCUGUUGAACUUUUAAGCCGUAAAAGUAUAACUUAUUAGGGCAAAGCAAACUGGUAAUAUCUCCUCGUCUGUUUCGCCCUGGGAUUAGUCUAACUUUAUGAAAUACUCUCUGACUAGCUAAAGGCAUUAUACUUUGGAAUAAAGCCUGACUUAAUGCUUAUAAAUCUAAUUCCAUUUUCUCUAUACAUUCUAGAGCUCCUGGUCAAUUCUACAGUCUGGGCUGAAAGAAAUAGAGACAUCUGCUCGUUAGCUCAGCUUUCAGCUGAGAGUGAAUGGUAAUCUUGAUGUAUGCGUCUGGGUGUCCUAAAUUUAAUACGUAUUUGAAGUGUGUUUUUCUUCUUUUGUUUCAGCUUCUUGUUCUUAUUUUACUUAAUAAGGUUUAGACCUCU